Rhizopus microsporus ATCC 52813 is the source of this 661-nucleotide messenger RNA. RefSeq lists its product as uncharacterized. The coding region runs from base 378 to 551 and encodes 57 amino acids. The transcript has 2 exons. Lineage: Eukaryota; Fungi; Mucoromycota; Mucoromycetes; Mucorales; Rhizopodaceae. The record is from RefSeq and is a predicted model, not a curated record.
AAACCAAAAUGGUGACUUUAUAAAAUCAUGUUUAGCGUGGCGUCACACAUUGGAAAGUUCUGUUAGAAGGCACCAUAGUGUUCACCCUUAAAUGAUGGGCUCAUAUUGGAUGAACAAGAAACCAACAACAAAAAACGCCCGGACUACAAGAUUGAUGUGUACGAUUCUUAUGAAUAUGCAUAUACAUCUGCUUAUGGGGAAAUCAAAACUGGUAAGAACAUUUCGCCCAUGGAUAUUAUCAUGGACUUUCACUGAGUAGUCAUAUUUUAAAUAUAACCUUCGCACAAUUAUUGACUUCCAUGUCACUGGUAAAAAGACGCAAAAGAGAAAAUAACUAGAUUAUUAUUUUUUUAGGACAAGCAAUUACAUUUUUCGUCAUGAACCUUCAGUAUGAACACUUGUAUACCUUCACAGAAAUUACCAGCAUGAAAGUGCCACUGAAAAAAUCCGAUCUGUUGAACUUAUGCUUAUUGUUGAUUUUAAUAUCCAUUGUUGCGAUAAAUGAACUUUCUGGUCCUUCUGUCUUAUGUGAUUACUGGCUAUUUCUAUAAGAAGAUGGUUGAUUGAUUUUGUUCAUUUUACUAUGUAGACAAACACGACAUAGACGCUUUUGAUAUGGAUGUUGAAUCAUUACACUUCGAGCUUCGUGAUCUUGGUUGUU